AUGCAUUCUUUGAAAGAAACCAUUGAGCCCGUUGCUCUGGGCAUCGCCCAAGAGCAAUAUGCUGCCCGCGAGGGCGGCCACGACCAUAUCUACAUCGAUCCGGUCAAGGAGAAGAAAAUCGUCAGAAAAUUGGACAUGUACAUCGUGCCGGUUUUCAUGAUUACCUACCUCUUCAGUUUCUUGGAUCGUUCAAAUCUCGGAAAUGCCAAAGUUGCAGGCAUGGAGACCGAUCUCGGUCUCGUCAAACACCAAUUUAAUGUGGUCACAUCCAUCUUCUACGUAACCUAUGUCGUUUUCGAGGUUCCAUUGACCAUUCUAUUCAAGAUGGUUGGACCUUCUAAGAUGGUCCCGGUUAUCAUGAUCUCCUGGAGUCUUGUGACCUGUUUCACCGGUUUCUGCCAGUCUUACGGUGGACUUCUCGCCUGUCGACUCAUCCUCGGAGCGUGCGAGUCGGCGCUCUUUCCAUCACUGAAUCUCUACGUGUCCAUGUUCUGGAAACGCGAGGAGAUUGCCAGGAGAGCAUCAGGAAUUGGUAUUUCCCUCUCCCUCGCCGGCGCAUUCGGCGGUCUUUUCGCGUGGGCAAUUCUGCAGAUGGACGGUACUGGGGGUUAUGCUGGCUGGAGAUGGCUCUUCUUCAUCGAAGGAGCCAUCUCAUUUUGCCUUGGCAUUGCGGCAUACUGGCUAUUCCCAGACAGCCCAGAGACAGCAUACUUCUUGACCCCGGAAGAGAGGGAGAUUGCCAGAGCUCGCCUCGAGAUGCACGGCAACUAUGAACCUCUGGAUUAUGCUCACGUCAAAGCGGCAUUCAAAGAUCCAGUGUGCUGGCUGUCGGGAUGGAUUCAAUUCAAUGCGGACAUCUACAACUACAGUAUUUCGACCUUUUUGCCCACCAUCAUCAAAGGCCUCGGCUAUACCAGCUUGCAAGUGCAAUAUAUGACUAUCCCGUGUUACCUGCUGGGCACAAUUGCAUACUUCACUUGCGCCACCCUCUCCGACAAGACGAAACGCAGAGGACCGUUUAUGCUCUUUGCUGGGAUCUUCAUCAUGACUGGAUACGCUGUACUCUUGGGCAGCCACAAACCACAUGUGCGAUACUUUGCUUGCUUCCUGGUUCUGUUCGGGGCCCCGAUCGUUCCCGGAUUGAACUUGACCUGGCUCAAUACCAACAUGGCUCCGCAUUACAAACGUGCCACCGCAAUCGGUAUCAACCAGACCAUCGGCAACUCUGGUGGUGUCAUCGCUGGACAAAUUUUCUUGACCGGCGAGUCGCCAUACUACAAAACUGGUAUGGCAGUGAGCUUGACCGCUGUUGGCCUGACUUGGUGCUCUACCUGGGUUAUGAUGUGGAUUUUACGCAAACGAAACGCGGAGAAGGACAGAAAUAUUGCAGAGGGUUUCACUGACGAUGGCAAGGGAGACAUGGCUGUUCACUUCAAAUACCAGCUCUAG
This is a messenger RNA of Exophiala viscosa, 1449 nucleotides long. Its product is annotated as high-affinity nicotinic acid transporter-like protein. The transcript has 4 exons. Lineage: Eukaryota; Fungi; Ascomycota; Eurotiomycetes; Chaetothyriales; Herpotrichiellaceae. Bases 1 to 1449 code for a protein of 482 amino acids. Gene Ontology annotation, biological process: transmembrane transport. Gene Ontology annotation, molecular function: transmembrane transporter activity. Gene Ontology annotation, cellular component: membrane. The record is from RefSeq and is a predicted model, not a curated record.